AUGGGGCUCAAAACAGCUGAUCCCAUACCUACACCCGCGUUUUUCAGAACAUAUAUAUAUAUCUUAUCUAUAUCCCCUACCCUACUCGGCAAAGAAACCAGAAUGUUCCUAAUUUUACUCAGUUCGGCAUUGACCUAUGUCAUAUGCUGGUUUGGAUACACAUUUUUGUUACACAGCUACAGGGACGUCGAUCCACUGGUUUUGUACCAUCAGUCAAGUGUUGCAAACACUAGAAAAGAAGGCGAAACUGCAGUCUAUAGAUCAGUUGAUACUCCACAUGGCAUUGACCUCGUGACUGGCCUCCGUAUCAGCUGGAAAUAUAAACUCAGGGAUGGAAAUCUGAAAGAUAUCUGGAAACUUGGUAUUAACCACAAUUCAAAGAUCACAUUUGGGCAGGAGGAGUACUCAAUGGAUAGCUUGACGAAAACUAUGCAAGCACUGAGUAAUUACAUCGAGUCCAGUCAAUUCUCCUGUAUUGGUGUCGACUUAUCCCAAUACGAAUGGUUUAUCAUUAUAUUGACCGGAUUGUGCUCUUUAAGAGAUUUUACUCUCCAUUUUCAUGAAGAUCUGAUUGAAACAUAUACUUCAACUGAGCCCAAAGUAAUCUUCACUUCUUUCGCUUACUUGGAUCGUGUGCUGAAAUCAGAUUUUGACACAAUUGUCUUAGUUGACUCCCCACCUUGCCCAUUAGUCAUUGAUUCUCGUGUGGCUACUUUUUCUUCGUUGAAUUUAAUAAACGAAAAUGCCGAAGAAUACGAAUACACUUUUGACCUCAAAGAUGAUACCAGAAACUUACUUGUUCAACAUUCACAGGGAGACGCAUUCACAUACAACCAAAGAUGCUUUGUCUCUUCAAUUUCAGCUUUGCUCCAAUCGUUGCCCACUGAACAUGAAUGGUCAACAAAGGACAGGUUGCUUACAACGUUUACAAACGAUAUCACAUUCAAUUUAAACUCUUUGGUCAAGAUCUUUGGUGCGCUGGUUACAGGUAUUAACGUCAGAAUUUUGCCGCCACAGAAGCUGAUUUCUGAGCUGGAUAACUCCACCAUCUUAAAUAUUCCAGAUAAUCUAUUGUAUCAACUGAUGCCAAAGAGAAAUUCUUUUUUGGUAUCUAGAUCAAGGUGGCUUUUUUCAAAAGGUGUCUUCAACAAAAUUGCAGAGCUACCAUCGUUUAGACCUCUGAGACUAAUUUACACUUCGAUCUUGGAACCACCGAGUGUUUCUUCUCCGUUUUCGUCUUCCUACAACUACGUUCAGGCCAUUACUGGGGCUCGCAUUAUAAAUGAAAGGUUAUAUGAGCAUAUAGUUGGCCCUAUUGUCAAAACUAACCUAUUUGAUUAUCGAAUUACCGGUGGAUUUGUUGACCGAAAACACACUUUUCCCAGAAAGCUUGGAGUUUCUGCUAAUAAUGGUGAGUUAAUUCUCAGAGAUUACCAGGAUUAUUCAGCUGAUCAAAAAGAAGGAAAGCUAUCCGUAAGGGGCUUCAAUGUUGGAAUCAAGGAUAUUGACGAGUUCAGAAAGGAUGACUACUGGACCCACACUGAUAUUGUGGGUAAGUUUGGUGGUGAUGGUGUUUUAUACGAAGACAUAGCUACUCACUGA
Messenger RNA from Komagataella phaffii GS115, 1602 nucleotides. RefSeq lists its product as uncharacterized. The record is from RefSeq and is a predicted model, not a curated record. Bases 1 to 1602 code for a protein of 533 amino acids. The transcript has a single exon. NCBI's taxonomy places the organism in Eukaryota, Fungi, Ascomycota, Pichiomycetes, Pichiales, Pichiaceae.